Molecule: messenger RNA, 1140 nt
Organism: Entrophospora sp. SA101
Lineage: Eukaryota; Fungi; Glomeromycota; Glomeromycetes; Entrophosporales; Entrophosporaceae
Source: the annotation of a GenBank genome assembly
AUGACAACAAGUUCAGCUUUGCAGACUUUACUUAAUUGGUCAAAAGAAAGUGGAGUUGUAUCUGAUGUAGAAGUUCAAGAAAUACCAGAUAAAGGCUUAGGUUUUGUCACUAAACAAGCUACAUUGUGUGACAACAAAGUGGUGGCAUUUAUUCCUUUCUCACUCACAAUCAGCAAAACAAAAAUAAACAGAUUUGCAAAAGAAAAGGCCCCAAAACUAGAUGAAACUAUUCAAUUGUUGAAAAAUAGUGGCCAAACAUUAACAGAACGAUUGGCAAUAAUAUUUUAUCUCCUGUAUGAACGAGUUGGACGGGCUGCUUCUGGUGACCCACCAUCUAUAUGGAAAGAAUAUGUGGACAUAUUACCACGUACAUUACACACCCCAUUAUUUUAUAAUGAGUCAUUGAAAACAUGUCUUAAUGGAACAAGUUUAAAAGCAGCAGUAGAGGCAAAACAUAAAAAGCUUGAACGAGAGUAUGCUUUGUUUCGUCCUUAUUUUAAUAAUUGGACAUUGUCAUUACAAAACAACAAUAACAAUAAUGUGGUAGUGGUGGAUUCAGCAGUGACAUUUGAGCAUUAUAAAUGGGCCGAUGGAAUUUUUUGGUCAAGGAUAUUAUCAUUUGGCAGUCGUUUUGAAUUUGCGCCAUUGGAUCAAACCCCUUAUAGAACAGAAUUGAUGGAUGAUUAUCAUCUAGUGCCAUAUCUUGAUUUUGCUAAUCACUCAUUAACACCAUGUGCUCGGUGGGAACUUACAACCGAAGGUGUGGAAUUGGUCUUAACAAAAUUAGAUUCAGAUGAGCAACUUUUGCCAGAAACAGAAAUUUGUAUUUCAUAUGGUGAUAAACCAAAUUCAGAAUUAUUAUUUAUUCAUGGUUUUACAUUAAGUGAUAAUCCAUGUUCUACUAUAUCUUUUAAUUUACCAUUUUAUGAAACGGAUGAAUUAAUACAGGCAAAACUGUUGUUCUUACAAGAUCAUGGUAUCAAACCUUUAGUAACUUUAAAACGAAAAAAAGGAGGAACAGAGUUAUCAGAAUAUUCCACGAAAGCUAUGUGGUUAUGUGUUUUGACUGAAGAUUAUGGUCUCAAAGUGUCAGAACCUUCAAUUGAUUCACCAACGAUUGAGCUAAUCAUAAAUGACAAG